CACAGCAACGAAGUGAGAAGCUGCUUGUGUACAGACGGUGCUGUUACGCUUUCUGGAAACCUAUGAAGAAACAGUCAUGAAUUCUGACUUAUAUUAACUAUUUCCGUGUGUACAUACCUUUAUGCACAUGCAUAUGUGUAAAAUAUAAUCACUGAAUAUGCACCGGCCAAAGUAUUUUACUCCGAAUGAAGUCUCGGUACACAACACAAUUGGUGAUAUUUGGGUGUCAUUCCUAGGAAAGGUGCGUGACUUGACGCCGUUGGUAAACGAAUACAAAGGUGAUGUGCUUCUAAAGCCUAUAAUUGAGUGUGCUGGAAAGGACAUCAGCCACUGGUUCAAUCCGAAGACAGAAGAUAUUCAGACCCGUGUGGACCCCUUGUCUGGCUGCAUGAAGUACUACACACCCAGGGGGCGUUUUAUACACGUACCCCCUCCCUGUCCCUGCACUGACUGGGCCAAUGACUUUGGGACACCAUGGUGGAGAGACAAACGCUAUGAGAUUGGGUUGCUGUCAGCCAAGACCAGGUGGAUUCGCAUCAUCAACACUCUCACCUCUCAGGAGCAGAGGUUGGAGGUGUGUUCUGAGGAAACCCUGAAUGAGAUUCUACAACGCUACCUGUAUUACAACUCCCACGCCACAGGCUACACUUGGAAGCAUAACGGUGACAGUCUGGACAUGAGCAAGACCCUAAGUGAAAACAACAUCCCAGACGAAGACGAAGACUUCUACAAUAAUCGCAUUGACUGUGACCUCUUCUCUCAGUCUAUUUGCCUCUACUUCAAUGAUGACCUCACAGAGAUGUGAGCAUAAAAGGAAGACCACAGGAAAUGUGUUGUGAGAGAACAGGGUUGUUGAAAAGCAGAAUGAGGAAAGCUAUUUUUUGCUUUGUAUCGUAUCUGGAAGUUGCAUCAUACUUCACACACUAGUAUUUCAUAGAUUUCUGAGCGAGGUAAAGCACAAGUUAAGUCUCUAUCAUUAUGUUAUUAGUAUGGACCAUGUGUAAAAACGAAUUAAGAUCGUAUUAUAAAUGUGCCAACAUUUUUCAAACUGGAUGAACCAUCCCACAUUAAAUCAAAUAAACUUACUGUAAUCAUGGUACGCUGUACUUGAAAAUACAAGUUAUGACAAAAUAUUUUCCACAUUCAGUGAAAUGUAGUUUUAUGUUAUUCCUGAAACUUAGUUUUAUGCCAUUUUGUGAUAAUUCAGUUUCAGACAGCAUAUAAUAAAUUCCAGGUGACAUUUUAAAAUAUUUAACAACAAUAUCUCUAUUUGUUUUUCAUUCACUUAUAUGUACAAUGUAAUUGCAGCAUUAGAAGACAACCUCCACAAUAUACACUGAAAUAUCUUUGUACAAAAAAAAAGUAAUCAAAAUCACAACAAUUAUUGAUCAUUUUUGGCACUGUGCUUCAUCACCUCUCGCUUACUAUCCCUUUCUCAGCUAGGGGUGUUUGACCCUUGUACAAUAAAAUGUUUAUAUACAUUUUCCCACAUUAUCUCGCUUUACUAACACUACUUAUAUGACAUGCAUGUUUAAUGCAAUAUACCACCCUAAAUUUCAAUCUGUAAUCAAGUACAGCUUAUACUUAAAUGAUUAUUUGUGAAUUAUGUAUUAUACAAUACAUUUUAAAUUUCAAUAUGUUGCAAGAUCUUUAUUUGAACUCAUGGGAAAUUGACCAAGCAUUGUUUUUUUUAAUCUCACCUUCCCUUUACUCUCUAUGUUGUCUACCAUACGGUGGCAAUGUGUUUUUGUCUGAUUGACAAAUGAUUGUUAGUGUAGUUGAUUGUUUGUAUUAGUGGCAGUUCUCCAGAAAUGUUUCAAUCCUCAUCUACACUGUAUUACUUAGUUCUCCUUAUAUGGAAGUUAGGCUUUAUGUUCUCUCAGAGCACAUUGUACAAAUUCAAAGUCGCCUUGUUCAAUGUGGGAACGGAUUGUGUGUCAGGUUACUGAUUUAUUUCAGAGCUGAGAAAAUGGGUGUGACAAUCUUGUUUUUCUGACAUGUAAAUACUAGACUUCCCUACAAUAUUUUAUCAUGAAUUUUGAAAACUUGUGGUUAGCAUAUUGUUUUGGUCUGUUUCAAUUUGUACCUAAGUUGACAGAGUUUUCAGUCCUUUCUUUAACCUUUUUAAGUACUGUUUAUAUUUUGCCCUGUCUUUAUACUGACUGGGAAUGUGGCAUUGCUUUUGUACUGAUUUUGUAAUGGAUUUCUAUAGGAUAUAUAACUGCUUUGCUUCAUUAA
This is a messenger RNA of Conger conger (European conger), 2238 nucleotides long. RefSeq names its product cytochrome b5 domain-containing protein 1. The record is from RefSeq and is a predicted model, not a curated record. The transcript has 4 exons. Lineage: Eukaryota; Metazoa; Chordata; Actinopteri; Anguilliformes; Congridae. Bases 158 to 805 code for a protein of 215 amino acids.